UCAAAAUUGAAUUCCUAACCUAUAUUAAUACCUCUUCAACACACGACAAAACUGACUAUAUUUGUGUUGAAUGCGUUGAUAAUUAAUAGCAAUAAGUAUUGUAUGAUUUCGAGAAUCAAUGAAUUGAAAAUAUCUCAAAUAACCAUUUCAUCCAUUCAUUCACAAAAUGAAUUCGAAGAAAUUUGAAAGUGUUUACAUUUCCACUAACUGCAACCAAUGUACUAAUGCUCUUCACUGGGGAAACAAUAAUUUAAUAUGUUAUGGAUCUUGCAACAGUGUCUGCAUAUACAACUUAGACAUCGGUUCAGGAGGAAAGGUAACACAAACAUUAGCCCAACAUAAAGGACAAGUUAAUUCUGUUAAAUGGCUGAAAGGUUCAGAUAUUCCCGAUGAAAAUGAACUUGUGUCAGGCAGUACUGACGAAAAUGUUAUUGUUUGGACAUUGGAUGGUGAUGAUGUUAAACAUGAGAUUUUAAAAAGCCAUACUUCCAAUGUCACAGUGGUUGAUGGUAUCUAUAAGGGUGAAAAUAAAAUGAACGCUAUUGUAGUUAGUGCAUCUAUGGAUAGUACAAUUAAAGUGUGGCUACGGAAAAAUCCUUCAGAAAAUUUUACUCUUAUUCAAACAAUAGAACUUGGUUAUAACCUUUGCAUUGCUCUGAGGUUAUUUUCAAUUAAUAAUCAGCUUCUACUAGCUUUCACACUAGAUGACUGUUCUAUAAGAUUGUACAUGGAAGAUGAAGGGUUCAAAUUUGUCUCUUCUGUAAAAUUAGAAGGUCAUGAAGAUUGGGUCUGUGGAUUAGAUUUGAAGAAAGAGGGAGAUGAUUUUCUUCUUGCAUCAUCAGGCCAAGAUAAUUAUGUCAGAAUCUGGCGAUUUGUUCAAUGUGAGAAAGAUACAAUUGGCCAAAGCAAACUAGCUCUAAAAACUUUGAGCUGGGAUUAUCAAAUCAAUGUAGAAUCUGUUUUAAUUGGACAUGAAGGAUGGGUUUAUUCAGUCUCGUGGAACCCUGUGGAAAAAUCAUUACUAUCAGCUUCUUGGGAUAAAACAAUGGUGAUAUGGGAAUAUGACAAAGACAAUGAUUUGUGGAUGGAUAAUAUAAGAGUUGGUGAAGUGGGGGGUAAUACACUAGGAUUUUACGGGGCAAUGUUCGGUCCUGAUGGAGACACAAUGAUUGGUUAUGGCUAUCAUGGAGCUUUUCAUGUUUGGAAAAAUGAUGAAAUAGAUUGGAAUCCUGUGGUAACUGUUGGUGGUCAUUUCAGUGAAGUAGUUGAUUUAGCUUGGGAUCCAAAGGGGGCCUACAUAUUUUCUGCAUCCUUGGACCAAACUUGCAGAAUUCAUGCUCCUUGGCCUACUGAAAAAGAACCUAUCACUUGGCAUGAAAUAGCAAGACCACAAGUGCAUGGGUACGAUAUGAAUUCCAUAGCAGUCUUUUCAAAGUAUAAAUAUGCAUCAGCAUCUGAAGAGAAAGUCAUAAGGACGUUUAGUGCACCACAAAAUUUCAUAGAUAACUAUAGAAGAAUUUGUAAAAUAGAGAAGGAUGAUGAAGAGUCAGAAAGUGAAAAUUCUGGAGGAGCUAAAGGAGCAGCUGUACCUUCUUUAGGACUGUCCAAUAAAGCAGUUUAUUCUGAAAAUAAUGAUUCUCUGUCUCUUAUUAAGGACACUAAAGAAAUGUAUCCAGAGGAAUCCCAUUUCACUGCUACUGAGCUUUAUGAACCCCCAACAGAGGAGAACCUUCUUCAGAAUACACUCUGGCCAGAAAUGUGUAAGCUUUAUGGACAUGGAUAUGAAGUCUAUUGUUUAGCAUCCUCGUCUGAUGGCAAAUACUUAGCUUCUGCUUGUAAAUCAACUUCUCAAGAGCAUGCAGCUGUUUUAUUAUGGGACACUACCAAUUGGAAAAAUAUACAGAAAUUAGUAUCCCAUAAUUUAACAGUUUCGCAAAUUGCGUUUUCGCCAGAUUCACAGAAAAUUCUCACUGUUUCGAGAGAUAGAAGAUGGUCAUUGUUUGAGAAAAACAAUCAGGAACAAUUUGUCUUAGCUGCAACUACAAACAAAGCUAACGGUGUACAUUCUAGAAUAAUUUGGUGUUGUAGUUGGACACAUGAUUCCAAAUAUUUCACUACAGGAUCUAGAGAUGGAAAAUUGGCUGUUUGGACAAAAAAUGUCAAUAAAAGUCCUGAAGGUGUCCUUGGUCAAUAUGAGCAGGCUUCACCUCAUUUAUCAAUACCAAAAGACUCAAUUACAGCCGUCUCUGCAGCACCUUGCCUGUUAAACGGUAAAUACUUGUUCGGAGUUGGUUUUGAAUCUGGCGUUAUCUUCUUUUAUCAAUGGACAAUGGAAAAUUCAUGGCAAUCUGUUUUGGAGCUGAAUGGAAGCUUGGCCCAUCAUUUAACUGUAAGAAGAAUUCAAUUUCGGCAAAUUUUGGGAGAGGCAGGCAAAAAAGAGUUAAAUGAAAAUAUUUUACAAGUUGCAACAUGUAGUACAGAUACUUCACUCAAGGUUUUUAAUCUGUUUUUAGACAAGUUAUAAUGAUAAGAAUAAAGAAUUAAUAUUAUUUUUUAAA
Harmonia axyridis is the source of this 2558-nucleotide messenger RNA. It is a transcript of the gene Elp2, whose product is annotated as probable elongator complex protein 2. The coding region runs from base 167 to 2524 and encodes 785 amino acids. Gene Ontology annotation, molecular function: protein binding. The transcript is spliced from 10 exons. Gene Ontology annotation, biological process: tRNA wobble uridine modification. Lineage: Eukaryota; Metazoa; Arthropoda; Insecta; Coleoptera; Coccinellidae. Gene Ontology annotation, cellular component: elongator holoenzyme complex. The record is from RefSeq and is a predicted model, not a curated record.